Messenger RNA from Ctenopharyngodon idella (grass carp), 2232 nucleotides. RefSeq lists its product as uncharacterized. The coding region runs from base 423 to 1586 and encodes 387 amino acids. The transcript has 7 exons. The record is from RefSeq and is a predicted model, not a curated record. NCBI's taxonomy places the organism in Eukaryota, Metazoa, Chordata, Actinopteri, Cypriniformes, Xenocyprididae.
UUGUAGAUCGAUUCUGCCCAUAAAUUCAAGCAUUAAGUGGGUAUUAUUAGUACUAUCUUUAUUGAUUAAGGCUUAUUCCCAUUUAGUUACGAAAAUGGUCGGUGACUAGUAAACUUUACAAAAAAAAAAAAAACUUUGCCAGAUCAUUUUAUUAACUGGCCCCUGGACAGCCACCAUUUUCAAACAGUCACACUUUAAAAGUCAAUCAUCAAAAGAUUGUGAAUUACACUAAUAAUCACGGAGAGUUAUUUGAUCAAAGCUCAGUGUAUGAAAAUAUUUGACCUUUGACUUUAUUCUAGGUAUGACGUAGCACAUCCUUCUCAGAAAUCACGUGACCUGAAAGGUUUGACCUGACGCGAGCCCAUCAUCAGCACCCUGGAUCACUGCUUUCGUUGAGUUUGUAUGCGGUCAGAAGCGACAUCAUGAGGAACGAUUCUUUCCUUCUGUGUAUUUUAUUACUCGUGUACGGAGUGUUUGGUGCUGAUGUAGAUGAAGUGCCAGUGUCAGUGAUUGAGGGAGAUUCUGUCACUCUAAUAUACAAUGUUACUGAAAUACAGAGAGAUGAUAAGAAAGUAUGGAUGUUUGAAAAAAAAGAUAUCAUAGCUCAAAUCGAAGGGGGGAAAAUCUCAAUACAUGAUUUUUCUGAUGGGAGAUUUAGAGAAAGACUCGAGCUGGACAGUAACGGCUUUCUCACCAUCAAGAACAUAAAAAAACAACACGGAGGACUUUAUAAACUAGACAUCAGUGGCAUAUAUGAGACAUCCAAGAGCUUCAGGGUUACUGUUCGCGACAAAGAUAAUGUGGAGUCAGUGUCAGUGAUAGAGGGAGAUUCUGUCACUCUAAACACUGGUGUUACUGAAAUACAGAGAGAUGAUCAGAUACUGUGGAAGUUUGGAGAUCAAGGCGCCCUCAUUGCUCGCUUAAACGGCCCUGUUGACGCAAGGAUGAAAAACAUUCAUCUGAAUGAUCAGACCGGAGACCUCAACAUCAGAGACAUCCAAAGAGAUCAGUACGGAAAUUAUAAAGUGGAGAUCAACACCAGCAGAAUGAUCUUACACAGAAAAUUCCAUAUUAGGCCUACUGUUGAGGCUAUGAAGACAGUAUCAGUAAAGGAGGGAGAAUCUGUCACUCUACGCACUGGUCUUAUUGAAAUACAGAAAUAUGAUCUGAUAUUGUGGAAGUUUGAAGACCAUCUCAUUGCUGAAAUCAAUAAAAGGACCAAUCAGUUCAUAUUAGAAGACAGCAGAGAUGAGAGAUUCAAAGGCAGACUGCAGCUAAAUGAAAAAUCUGGAUCUCUCACCAUCAGUGACUCUGAAACCACAGACUCUGGAGAUUAUCAUCUGAACAUGAGCAGAAGCACACACACCUUACAGAGGAACAUUGGUGUUACUGUCAAGGCUUUUAAAACAGAAAACCGCACUGAAGAUUCAGGUCUUCACCCAGGUUAUGUGGGACUGAUAUGUGUUUUUGUUUUGCUGUUGCUUGUGGCUGUUGGUUUUGUGAUUUACCGUCGCUGCAGGAUGUUAAAGUUCAGGAUUGACACUAAAAUCAAUUCUGUGUUUGCUUCCAGCAAAGACGUCGUCUAAUCACAGUGUCCAAUGUGCAGACUUCAGUGAAGAUGAAGGGAAAAAUCUCAGGAUCCAGAAUAAUUAAGAGUAACCCAACUGCAACAGUGCUUAACCUCUGUAAUAAUACAAAUGUGAGCUAAACUGUAUAAAUUAACAAGAGCUGUAUUUGGUAGAAACAGAGAAGCAAGGUUUGUUUGAUGUAAUAGUUUGUAUUACAUUUAAAAAAAAAACAGUUUACAGAUCCUUGACUCAUCCAGUGUAAUGCUGAGCACUACUUUUAGUAUGAGAACUUUGUUUUUAUUACUUUUUAAUUCUACACAUUUUUCUAGAUUUUUUUAUUUACUGUUUUGUUUAUUGAUCAUUUUUACAGAUAAUUUUUUUUUUUUUUUUUUUUUUUUUUUUUUACUGUUUUGUAUUUUGUUUGGGGAACUAAAUCUUACGGUUUUGUUUAAGUUGUGAAUCUGUAAUCCUAAAUAUGAACUGAAUGUUCAGAUAAAUAGUUGUACUGUCUGAUCAUUUCUGCUGAACAAACGCUUUUGAAAUAAACCAGUCAAGAAAAUGAAGCUAAUAUUCAUCCAGCCUUCAGCUAAAUAUGCACUGUAUAUGAAUGAGCAUAAUAAAAAAAAAAGCAUAAUUCAGAUGCUGUAUUCUUGUGCUAAGGUUA